Prorocentrum cordatum is the source of this 600-nucleotide messenger RNA. The record is from the annotation of a GenBank genome assembly. NCBI's taxonomy places the organism in Eukaryota, Dinophyceae, Prorocentrales, Prorocentraceae.
AUGCUGGACAUUUCGCACCGCGAGUCUUCUGCGACGCGGGCAUGCCUGUGCUCCCUGAGCGCGAUGUUUUGCAACCUGGAGCUAGGCAGGAGAAUACGUAUCACACGGCCGCGGCUGCUGGGCGUGAGCGCUAGCUGGUCGGGUCGGCGGACUUCCUGGAUACAAACAUCUUCGACGCCCUCGACCCGAAAGACCCGUCGCCGCACAACAUCUGCUCGGAGACGCACAACGACGAGGAGCCGGUCACCUGCGCCCCAGUGGGGCCGAGCGGGGUGUGGAAGUCAUGGCGAGGACUGGUUCGGGAAGCUGUGGAAGGAGCAGCGCGAGUGGCUCGACGACGUCGUGCCCGCGUCGACGGCAGAGUGGCGGAUCGUGGUGACGCACUUCCCGCCGUGCUGGGGCGCGCCGGACUGGAAGAAGCUCGCCCCGAAGCACGAGUUCGACCUGGUCAUCGCGGGUCACCGGCACAUCCAGGACCCCGACAUGCAUGCCCCCGGCGACGAGCGGAAGACGGUGUGGCACGCAGAUCCGAACGAGAGCUGUACAAUGAUUUCCUCGAUCCCACUGUCUGGGUCGUCUCUGGCGGUGGCGGUGGCGUGA